This is a messenger RNA of Monopterus albus (swamp eel), 1262 nucleotides long. It is a transcript of the gene gsx1, whose product is annotated as GS homeobox 1. Gene Ontology annotation, biological process: regulation of DNA-templated transcription. The transcript is spliced from 2 exons. Gene Ontology annotation, cellular component: nucleus. The record is from RefSeq and is a predicted model, not a curated record. Gene Ontology annotation, molecular function: sequence-specific double-stranded DNA binding; DNA-binding transcription factor activity, RNA polymerase II-specific. NCBI's taxonomy places the organism in Eukaryota, Metazoa, Chordata, Actinopteri, Synbranchiformes, Synbranchidae. Bases 80 to 811 code for a protein of 243 amino acids.
CCGCCGUCCCGGGGAGAGCAGGCAGACACGACUGAACGACGCGUCAACUUCAUCCACACUGACCAACAAAUUUGCAAAUAUGCCGAGGUCUUUUCUCGUGGAUUCCUUGAUUUUAAGGGAGGCCAAUGAUAAAGGAAACGAGAACAACUCACCUUUAUUCCCGUACGCUGUGCACUCUCCGCAUCACCCGCACGGGCUGCCGAGUUCCUGCCACUCCAGGAAAGCCGGGCUGCUGUGCUUCUGUCCGCUGUGCAUGACGGCGUCCCAGCUCCACCCGUCUCCACCGACACUGCCGCUCCUUAAGGCAACCUUCCCUCCCUUUAGCUCACAGUACUGCCACUCAGCUCUGUCACGGCAACACUCUUCAUCCAACAGCGUGAACCUCAGCCACGGACCGGGCAUAUACCAAGCUGCGUACUCAAUCCCAGACCCUCGACAGUUCCACUGCAUCUCCGUAGAAAACAGCAACGGCAAACUUCAGAGCAGCAAGCGCAUGCGCACCGCCUUCACUAGUACCCAACUUUUGGAGCUGGAGCGAGAGUUCACCUCCAACAUGUACCUUUCCAGACUAAGGCGCAUCGAGAUCGCCACAUACCUGAACUUGUCCGAGAAGCAGGUGAAAAUCUGGUUCCAGAACCGCAGGGUGAAGCACAAAAAGGAAGGCAAGAGCAGCGGCCAAAGGACUGGAUCGCAUAACUGCAAGUGCUCGUCCCUGUCAACUGCGAGAUGCUCAGAGGAAGAAGAGGAUGACCUUCCCAUCUCCCCAUCCUCGUCCGAAAAGGAGGAUGUGGACCUGUCCGUUUCCCCCUGAACGCCCCUAACCUUCUCUCCUCUGAAAGAUUUUGGUCCUCAUGAUUUUGAAAACAGCCCAAAAAAGACUGCUCCGCUUGUGUUCAGUCGUGUGUACAUAGACAGAGAGAAUAUUUAAUCAGGGAAUUGCCCUGAAUUAUUGUAUAGCUGUAUACAUGUUGUACGUUUUGUAUGUAGUUUUUUUCUGAAAACGGUUCGUUCGUUGUUGCCAAUCCGAUGAGUGUGAUAGGCAGAUUUGUAAAGACAUACCCCAAAUGACAAAAAAAAAACAAACAAACUAAAAAACAAUAGCAACAUUGCUUUUUAGUAUUUUGGGGAAGACUAUUUUGUAACAAUGGUGAACACUGUUUAGAUUCAUUCUAUGUGGAUGGAACUGUGACUUAAACUGUGGAAAGCUCGAGAGAAAUUCCCUCACUGUCACAUCACUGAGAUCACUCUGAAAUUAUAUCUUC